AUGGGGCAGUAUUUCAUGUUCCUAAAUCUGACUCGUAGAGAAGCAGGAGGAUAUGGUGGAAAGUUUGGCGAAGAUUUUGGGUGCAAUUACAACGCUGUCGCCAAAAACCUGAGCAAACCGACAUUCCCAACAAAGCCACCGAAGGAAGUUGCCUCAUUCCCCAACGCACACCGCUCACAUCUGGGGCUGCUCGCUUCCGUCCCCACCGAGCUCAUCGACAUCAUCUUCGGUUUCCUCUUUGUACCGCAACACGUCGCGCAUUUUGCUGCUGCGCACCCGUUGUUGGGCUCACAAGGUUUCUCUCGGAUCGUCCGUAUUCGCGCUGAGAUACUCGGAGGCAUCACCUGGCACUGCAGCCGUGUUGUGCUUGUCGGAGACUACCUAUGGCGCGCUCAGAACGUCGACGGCCUACUCCCAGACGACUUGCGUACAGACAUGGUAGCGCUCGGGGAAGAGCUCCAAACCGGAGAGGAAGGCCCGGACGAUCGGGACCCUUUUUCUCUCUACGACUUUGCCAGGACUCACUUCCGUGGCGUCAAGUACAACGACGUCGGUCCCUUGUCAGCACUCCAGAACAUUGAGGACAAGUUGGUCCGGGCCGGGCUCUCUUGGGCGCAACUCCGCACCGCAAAUCGUAUGGAUCGUACGGACAGUAUGCGCGUAGACAGGAUGCUGAGCAGUUCCCAACCUACUCUCCCGCCUUGCCAUACAUCCGUCUUGUGCAAUAUGACGAAGCGACAAUGCGUACGCGCUCAAGUCCUGCGUCGCGUCCGGUUGGAUGGCUACUAUGGCAACACCAAAACGGGCGACGGUGACGAUUCUGACUCCGACGAGGACCAGAACCCACACCCUAGCAGCCUUUCCAUCGGAUUGACCGUGUUCUUCCUAACGGUGUGCUCCGACGAUUGGUGCUUCAUCCCGCCGUAUGACGGGAAGGAGGAUGAUCCCCUUUUCAAGGAGAUGCGCACAGUCGUCGGCAAAUGGGCGGGUGAUAGUCUUGGGGUCUUUGGGCCAGAGGAUGUAGAGCAAGACAUGGUAGACGUGUCCGAAGAGGUUGCUCAUAUCGUCGGAAAGUUCCUGCAGGAAGAGGGGUAUUCGAAGUAG
Messenger RNA from Peniophora sp. CBMAI 1063, 1104 nucleotides. NCBI's taxonomy places the organism in Eukaryota, Fungi, Basidiomycota, Agaricomycetes, Russulales, Peniophoraceae. The record is from the annotation of a GenBank genome assembly.